Mercenaria mercenaria is the source of this 1288-nucleotide messenger RNA. RefSeq names its product D-beta-hydroxybutyrate dehydrogenase, mitochondrial-like. The coding region runs from base 41 to 1141 and encodes 366 amino acids. The transcript has 6 exons. Gene Ontology annotation, molecular function: oxidoreductase activity. The record is from RefSeq and is a predicted model, not a curated record. NCBI's taxonomy places the organism in Eukaryota, Metazoa, Mollusca, Bivalvia, Venerida, Veneridae.
UUAUCUUUAAAUAAUAACGGUUUAUAUUGAAACAGUUAAAAUGUCUUGCGAAAAUCGUGGUUUAUUUAAUUAUGGAUUUUACCAGAUCACUUUUCUUCUAGCAAUAUGUAUGUCACCAUGUGUUCUGAUAAGAUAUUAUGUUAUUUUUCUGGCAGUGUUUGGCAUAUUUAAAACGGUGACAUUUUUACUGGACCGGUAUGCUUUAGGAUAUGUUGAUCCUCAAAAUCGCGGUGUAUUUAUAACAGGCUGCGAUACAGGACUCGGAAACCGUUUUGCAAGAUAUUUAGACGGAAAAGGAUUUACCGUUUUUGCUGGAUGUUUAAACAAGAACAGCGCAGGUGCUCAGAGUCUGAUUUCAGAUUGUUCGCCUAGAAUACAUGUCGUUGAAGUAAACGCCACAAGGCAAGAAAGUGUAUCUGCCGCCUUCAUCUUCGUCAAGGAUCAUUUACCAAGCAAAGGACUUUGGGGUGUGAUAAAUAAUGCCGGAAUGGAUAUGCUUGGAGACGUUGAACUGUCGCCUGUAUCACUGUACGAAAAGGGAUUUGAGCUGAAUUUGUACGGAUAUAUACGAGUGAUGAAAACCUUUCUUCCUCUGAUUAGACAAUCUAAAGGACGAGUAGUCAAUAUAGGCAGUGUAAGAGGCAGAAUUGUUGAACCGAAUCAGUCUAAUUACAGUACUGCUAAACAUGGAAUAGAGACGAUCUCUGAUUCUCUUAGGCUCGAAAUGAUCAAAUUUGGAGUCAAAGUGUGUAUCAUUGAACCUGGAAAUUUUGGCAACGCGACGGCAAUUGGAUCAGAAGCGGUGAUUAAAAAAAACCACCAAGAGAUUGAUAACAUGUGGGAGUCAGCCAGAGAUGAAGUUAAACAAUCGUAUUCUAAGAGAUAUCUUGAAUCGUGGAUCAACCCACCUGUAGGUGGCUGGCCACCAAAAGCGGACUCAACAGUUGUGGCAAAAGCCGUCGAGCAUUCGCUGUGCAGUGCAAGCCCCAAACAUCGAUACCUCAUUCAAGGAAAAGGGUCGCUUGUGCCUAUUGCUGAUGAAUUUGUGGUAUUAUCACAUGUUCAUAACAUUCUGCCGACUUGGAUUGUUGACAAGUAUAAAUCUCUUUGGAAAAAGCGGUUUGUGUAUGCGGCACCAUGAAGUCUAGUUACGCGUGCGUUCGGACUUUUCGAGACCCUUGUCCGACGCGAAAGGAAUGUGUUCUGAUUAAACAAAUUUAAUUCUCAGAUACUCUGUUAUACACCAUCAGAAAAGAAUAAGAAGAAACAAUAAAAUAAUCUUGCAUGA